CAUGGGGCGGGUUAGCAGCUGGAGGAUUCUUGUGGCGGUGGCCCUUCUGGCCAUGGCGGCCGUGGAGCUGUGCGCCGCGAUACCGUUCGACGAGAGGGACCUGGAGUCCGACGAGGCGCUGUGGGAUCUGUACGAGCGGUGGCAGGAGCACCACCGCGUGCGGCGCCACCACGGCGAGAGGCACAGCCGGUUCGGCACGUUCAAGGCCAACGUGAGGUACAUCCACGAGCACAACAGCCGCGGCGACCGGCCGUACCGACUCCGCCUCAACCGCUUCGGCGACAUGGGCACGGAGGAGUUCCGCGCCACGUUCGCCGGGUCCCGCCCCAACGACCUCCGCCGUGACGGGUUCGAGGCGCCGCCGCUCCCCGGGUUCAUGUACGAGGGCGCCAGGGACCUCCCCCGCGCCGUCGACUGGCGCCGGAAGGGCGCGGUGACCGGCGUCAAGGACCAGGGGAAGUGCGGCAGCUGCUGGGCGUUCUCGACGGUGGUGUCCGUGGAGGGCAUCAACGCGAUCCGGACGGGGCGGCUGGUGUCGCUGUCGGAGCAGGAGCUGAUCGACUGCGACACGGCGGACAACAGCGGCUGCCAGGGCGGCCUCAUGGAGAACGCCUUCGAGUACAUCAAGCACAGCGGCGGCAUCACCACCGAGGCCGCCUACCCGUACCGCGCCGCCAACGGCACCUGCGACGCCGUCCGGGCGCGGCGCACCCCGCUGGUGGUGAUCGACGGCCACCAGAACGUGCCGGCCAACAGCGAGGCCGCGCUGGUCAAGGCCGUCGCCAACCAGCCCGUGUCCGUCGCCAUCGACGCCGGCGACCAGUCCUUCCAGUUCUACUCCGACGGCGUCUUCACCGGCGACUGCGGCACCGACCUCGACCACGGCGUCGCGGUGGUCGGCUACGGCCAGACCGACGACGGCAUGGAGUACUGGAUCGUCAAGAACUCUUGGGGCACCGCCUGGGGCGAGGGCGGCUACAUCCGCAUGCAGCGUGACUCCGGCUUCGACGGCGGCCUCUGCGGCAUCGCCAUGGAGGCCUCCUUCCCCGUCAAGUUCUCGCCCAACCGCGCCACGCCGCGUCGCGCCCUUGGCGCCAAGGACUCCCAGUGAUCGCUCGCGCCGCAUCUCCCCCGUACACGUGCCAAUCAACGGCGUACGCAGCCUGGAUCAACGGCUCUGGCUGCGUCUCCUCCUCCUGCUGCUGCUGCAAAUGCUGCUAUUACUAUUGCUGUUGCCCUUUGGUCAAUUGCUUUGUCUAAGUAAUUCGUGUGAGACGACCAGGGAAAAGAAUUACCUGAAAUCGUCGUAAGUAAUUGCUAGUGUGUAUUUCGUGUGCUAAAUAAGUUUAGAUGUGAGGUGAGGUCGAUCUA
This is a messenger RNA of Oryza brachyantha (malo sina), 1371 nucleotides long. RefSeq names its product cysteine proteinase EP-B 2-like. The transcript has a single exon. Gene Ontology annotation, cellular component: lysosome. Gene Ontology annotation, molecular function: cysteine-type endopeptidase activity. The coding region runs from base 2 to 1111 and encodes 369 amino acids. The record is from RefSeq and is a predicted model, not a curated record. NCBI's taxonomy places the organism in Eukaryota, Viridiplantae, Streptophyta, Magnoliopsida, Poales, Poaceae.